AUGCCUAGGAUUGAGAAGGCUCCGAUGGGACACCGCAGCUCUGUUUCUACUGCAUCGGCAGCAGGUGGGAGCACACGAAGCUCCUCAUGGUCUGCGCAAGACGACGAAACUCUUAUCCAGGCCAGGACACAAGGCCUCAAUUGGAAUCAAAUCGCUCCCAAACACUUCCCCAGCAAGUCGCCGAACGCGUGCCGGAAGCGUCACGAGCGAUUGAUGGAGAGGAUGAACGCCGAACAAUGGGAUGGCGUGAAGCUGGAUGUUCUAGCGCAAGCAUACAUGGAGGUUCGACGAGACAUGUGGAGCCUCCUUGCUGCUCGAGUCGGUGAAAAGUGGCAAUUGGUUGAGACGAAAUGCAUGGAGAAGGGGUUCAAGAAUCUAUCACAGGCUGCUAGGUCAGCAAUGAAGAAGCAGGGCUAUAACUCCGGUACUUACGCCGACCACGCGGACAGCGCAAUAGGCGUAUCUGACUUCGAUGAAGAAUCAGACGACCACCACACUGAGAUGGCAAUGCCAGUUGCCCCGGCGUCUCAUUACCAGAACACUCCACUCCAGUACCCGGGUAGCUAUCCGUCUCAGCAGCAGCGGGUGCCAAGCAUCCAGUCGAUGCUACACCAGCACCCGAUGCAGUACGCUCCACAGCCGCUGAUGCACCCGCACCCGCUCCCCAACGCGCACCUGCAACAGCAGUGA
Messenger RNA from Didymella exigua CBS 183.55, 690 nucleotides. RefSeq lists its product as uncharacterized. Lineage: Eukaryota; Fungi; Ascomycota; Dothideomycetes; Pleosporales; Didymellaceae. Bases 1 to 690 code for a protein of 229 amino acids. The record is from RefSeq and is a predicted model, not a curated record. The transcript is spliced from 2 exons.